CCUUCAAAUUUCUUUACUCAAAAUCCAACAUUUAUUUUGUAAAUUCAGGAUUAAGAUCUAUUAUUGUGAUCUAGCUAGAGGGUUUUAAUUUUUAUAUGUAAUCAUAAUGGGUGGGGAAAUGAGAAUCAUCGACUACGGUAUCCGCGAUAAUGAUGGCGAUGGUAAUCAUAAUGGUAAUGGUAAUGAUGAUCGAGUUUUGGAGUGGGAGGCCGGGUUACCUGGCCUCGAUGAUUUAAUGCCGUUGUCACAGUCUCUGGUACCUGUAGUACUGGCAACGGCAUUUAAUAUUACUCCAGAGCCUCACAGGAAUACGGUCGACGUCAAUCGCGCGUCGCAAGACACGCUCUCGAAUAUCCGAGGGCAGUCACUGAAGCAACCAUUUGAUAAGUUUAACGGGUUUAAGUCGUUUGGCGAAUAUAAAGGAGACGAGAUGGUUACGGAAGGGGAUGAAAUAGUUGAUCUGACUGGAGACGGUUCGGAUUCAAGGAAAUUGCGGAGGGUGGAUAGUGGCGGUGGCGGAGCGGUUGGUGGAGUUGGGGAGGAAGCGGACUCGGCUCUCCGAGCCGAGGAUUCGUCCGCGACAAGGGCGUCGAAACGCCCUCGCCUCGUAUGGACGCCGCAGUUGCAUAAGCGGUUUGUGGACGUCGUUGCACAUCUCGGUGUGAAAAACGCCGUUCCGAAAACAAUAAUGCAGUUAAUGAAUGUUGAAGGAUUGACUCGCGAGAACGUCGCGAGUCAUCUUCAAAAGUACCGGCUUUAUUUAAAGCGGAUGCAGGGGUUGUCGAACGAAGGACCCUCGUCUUCGGAUCACUUGUUCGCCUCGACCCCUGUUCCGCAAAGCUUACACGAGUCCAGUGGUGGGGGGAACGGAAACAGUCACGCUCCGGUUCCGUUCUCAAUGCCUCACCCACCCCAGAUGAUGCCUUAUCAUCCGGGUGGGGGCGUUUAUAAUAAUGGGUUCGAAACACAUUCUCAUUCUCAUCCUUAUAAUAUGAUGAUGCAGCAAAGAGACUGGUCUGGGAAUAAAUUUGUGCCGUAUCAGCACCAUGUGAACGAUAAAUAGACGUGAAUUCAACGUUUAUCCACGCGAAAACAGAGGUAUCUUGGGUUUGACUUUCUAAAGUCAAUAUCAACAAUCAAGUUCUUGCAGAUCAACAGUUUGACUAUCUGAAGUCAACAUGAUUUAACUAGUCUUCUCAAUCCAAAUAUUCAAGUGCCAGUUUAAACUGUUCAGGUGUUGAAAACAACAAGAGUUGAGUUAAAAUGCAGCAUAAAUGAUUAUGAAAAGAGUGUAUGAAACUGCUAAUAGCAUGAAAGGCAAGAGUCUGAAAUACAUGGUUUGUUCUUGCUUCUGUUAAUCCUUCAACCAUUUGUCUUUUGGGAAAUGAAAUAAAAGUUUGUAAUUCAUUUUUCUUCCGGGUUACAAGUUCUGUAGAGUUUGUAAAGUCUUUGCAA
Helianthus annuus (common sunflower) is the source of this 1455-nucleotide messenger RNA. Its product is annotated as transcription factor PCL1. Gene Ontology annotation, cellular component: nucleus. The coding region runs from base 107 to 1063 and encodes 318 amino acids. Gene Ontology annotation, biological process: regulation of DNA-templated transcription. Gene Ontology annotation, molecular function: DNA-binding transcription factor activity; DNA binding. The record is from RefSeq and is a predicted model, not a curated record. The transcript has 2 exons. NCBI's taxonomy places the organism in Eukaryota, Viridiplantae, Streptophyta, Magnoliopsida, Asterales, Asteraceae.